Notothenia coriiceps (black rockcod) is the source of this 904-nucleotide messenger RNA. RefSeq names its product PAK1 interacting protein 1 (gene pak1ip1). Gene Ontology annotation, molecular function: protein binding. Bases 242 to 904 code for a protein of 220 amino acids. The record is from RefSeq and is a predicted model, not a curated record. Lineage: Eukaryota; Metazoa; Chordata; Actinopteri; Perciformes; Nototheniidae. The transcript is spliced from 6 exons.
CGCGCAUGCGCAACAGCCACACACGUUGUUUUGGAAGUUGUUAACGCAAAAAACGUAGCUACAUAUUUCCGUGUUUUAAUAGAUUGACCAACUCUUUACGUGUUUUAUCGUUGUUUCGCAUGUGUUUCCUAUUUUGGAGUAUCAUUACCUGUUAUUAGCUGUUGCUAAAUCUAGUUGACAGGGAAGCUGAAGUUUAAAGAAAGCUAACUAGCCUGAUAGCUUAGCCCUGUGCAGCGACAGCAUGGCAGCUGUACUGGGGCUGAUAGCUGGGAGCUACGAGCAGGUCACCUUUGGGUACAGAGUUAACACUGAUGAACCAGAGUGGACAGCGAAGGCAGAGUUCACUCAUCACGCCCACACAGCGUCUAUAUCAGCCGCAGCAGCCAGCGAGAGGUUUGUGGUCACAGGAAGCAAAGAUGAGACCAUCCAGCUGUACGACAUGAAGAAGAAGAUCGAACACGGAGCCCUGCUGCAUCACGAUGGCACCAUCUCCUGCCUGGAGUUUUACGGGACGUCUCAUUUACUGAGCGGAGGAGAGGAUGGACUCAUCUGUGUUUGGGGCACGAAGAAGUGGGAUUGUCUGAAAUCCAUCAAAGCUCACCAAGGUCAGGUCACGUCGCUGUCCGUCCAUCCGUCUGGAAAAAUUGCACUUUCAGUCGGGACAGAUAAAACUCUCAGAACAUGGAAUCUAACAAACGGAAGAUCGGCCUUCAUCAAAAACAUAAAACGGAACGCACACAUAGUCCGAUGGUCUCCUGAUGGGGAUAAAUAUGUGGUCGUGGUGAACGACGAGGUGAACAUCUACGACCUGGAGACCGCCUCUGUGACGGCAACCAUGAAAAACCCCAAAAGGAUUUCAUCUGUGAAGUUCUUAAAUGUGAGUUAUCUGACGAGAAAAAAAUGA